CUUCUUCUUAUUCUUCAUCUUCUUUACUGCGAUUUUCUCCUUUUUAAAAGGAAAAAAACUCAUCCUUGAAUGAACGGUGGUGCAUGGAUGUGGAACCCUAACAAAGUUGAAGAAUUAAUGGAGGAUGAUGAUGAAUCUUGGGAAGUGAAAGCCUUCGAGCAAGACACUAAAGGCAAUAUCUCUGGUACCACUUGGCCUCCAAGAUCUUACACUUGCAAUUUCUGCCGCCGUGAGUUCCGUUCUGCUCAAGCCUUAGGCGGACACAUGAAUGUCCACCGCCGUGACCGCGCCUCAUCUAGGGCUCAUCAGAGUCACACCGCUGCGGCUAGAGGAGGCGGCACAGUGGGUGGCACGACGUUACUCAACUCUUGUGUUCCGCCAACGACGACGCUUAUAAUACAAUCCACGGCGACUAACAUUGAAGGUUUGUCCCAUUUCUACCAAUUGCAAAACCCUAAUGGCAUGUUUGGUAAUUCCAGUGAUAUGGUGAAUUUCUAUGGUGCGACGUCGAUUCCUUCGAGCAACCUUGCGUUUUCGGUGUUGAAUUCGCCCGUAGAGGUUCCUCCUCGGCUUAUAGAAUAUUCGACAGGAGACGAUGAGAGCAUUGGCUCGAUGAAAGAGACGACAGGGGCAUCAGUGGAUGAGCCUGAUCUUGAACUUCGACUAGGGCACUAUCCACCGUGACAUUUCAUUUUCAUGAUUCACUUGAGCCAUUUCACAUUCAUAUCUAUUCAUACAGGUUCUUUAAUUAAUCUUUACAUGUUGUUGUUAAAUUCUGAAUCAGCUUUGGCUUGAAUUGUGUAUCACAAUUAUAUUCAUUCGAUUUUAUGG
This is a messenger RNA of Eutrema salsugineum, 831 nucleotides long. RefSeq names its product probable transcriptional regulator RABBIT EARS. Bases 70 to 684 code for a protein of 204 amino acids. The record is from RefSeq and is a predicted model, not a curated record. The transcript has a single exon. NCBI's taxonomy places the organism in Eukaryota, Viridiplantae, Streptophyta, Magnoliopsida, Brassicales, Brassicaceae.